AUGGCUGUUCCCGCCGCGGCCACCGGGCAACUCGUCCCUUUGAGGACCAAAGACGAAGUGCGAGCCAGCCUGGAGACGCACACCGUCUAUGUCGUCGAGAUUCCCGCCCGCUUCGCUAAUGCCGUCAAAGACGCGGUCCAAGACGCCGCUCCUGACUUCAAGACUGCCGAGAUAUCCCACCUUCGCCGCGUCGUCCAGUUCAAGUACCUGCCGGCACACCUGCAGAAGCAGUUCUACCCGCCCGCGAGGCUCCAAAGAGGUAGUUGCAGUAGCGAUAAUGACGAGCCCUCCCCUGCAUCUUUAUUUAUCCCGCUUCCGCCAUCCGAUGAUGAGUCUAGUACUAAAGAUGUGGAUACAGUGCGCUUCUUCCUGCUUUGCCCAACCCGAUGUUUCAAGCCUGCCGAACUGGUCGCCAUACUUCGCAAGAAUCCACCGUUCAGCGUCAUGAACAUAUACCCGAAGCUGCUGUAUGUGACCGUCCCGGCUCUGGCGCCAACGUCGGCCGAACAAGCAAACCAGUGGAGCGAGCAGUACUGGCCCAUCGCGUACAAGAACACGAACCCCUACGGACCUCACCCAAGCCUGGUCGCCCGCAACACUGCCGAAAUAGAGCCCGAAGCCAGCAAUUGGCUUUCGCUUGCCUCCACCGCUGCGGCUGAGAUAUCCGUGCUUGGAAUCGGCGAAAAGGUCGCCUGUGUCGUCGUAGACCGCACCCGUGGAGUGUCCGAGGUCAUUGCCGUAGCAGGCGAUUGCCGUUGGCGUUCGCCACUUGGCGAAGCCGAAGCUCAUACCGGCGGUGGAAAUGUCAUGGCCCAUUCUGUGCAGCGUGCCAUCGCCAUGGUAGCCAAGAAACGACUUCGAAUGGCAGGCACGGAUCCUACCCGUUUGGACCGAUCCUUGUUUUGCGAUGUGCCUCUUACGGAGGUUGAGAAGGCGCCCUACGACAAGGACAACAUCCCGGCCAACGGUUACCUGUGCGUGGAUCUGGACAUUUAUCUUACGCAUGAGCCCUGCGUUAUGUGCACUAUGGCUAUUCUACACUCUCGAUUCAGGCGUUGUGUUUUCAGCAAGCGUAUGCCUCUGACGGGAGGGUUGACUGCCGAUACCGCUGGAAAUGCCGCCAACCCUGGAAAAGGUCUGCAGCAUGGCAUCUUCUGGCGACCGACCGAGCUGAACUGGAAGUUCCUAGCUUGGGAAUUCCCGGCCAAAGCCGACUCGGCCGCAAGCAUUGCGGAUACUGUGCAUGUUUAG
Molecule: messenger RNA, 1251 nt
Organism: Didymosphaeria variabile
Lineage: Eukaryota; Fungi; Ascomycota; Dothideomycetes; Pleosporales; Didymosphaeriaceae
Exons: 2
Coding region: 1-1251 (416 amino acids)
Cellular component (GO): nucleus; cytoplasm
Molecular function (GO): tRNA-specific adenosine-34 deaminase activity
Source: RefSeq, a predicted model, not a curated record